UAGUAUACUACGAUAUAAUAUUGUUGCAAUUAUUGCGUCACAACUGGAUAAAAACGUGCACAAUUCAAGAUGGAGGAAUACGCGAGAGAGCCUUGUCCUUACCGUAUCGUCGAUGACUGUGGUGGAGCGUUUAUGAUGGGUGCCAUCGGUGGAGGAAUCUUCUCGUUUGUAAAAGGAUGGAGAAAUUCGCCGGCUGGGCAAAGACUUUAUGGCAGUAUAGGUGCUGUCAAAACAAGAGCUCCUGUACUAGGAGGUAAUUUAGCUGUAUGGGGAGGUUUAUUUUCUACAUUUGACUGUUGUCUAAUGGGAAUACGUGGUAAAGAGGAUCCAUGGAACUCAAUAGGUAGUGGUGCCAUUACAGGAGCUGUAUUAGCUGCAAGAGGUGGACCAUCAGCAGCCCUGAGGUCAGCAGCAUUAGGAGCUGUACUGUUAGCAUUAAUUGAAGGGAUAGGAAUUGGUAUCACAAGAAUGACUGCAGAACAAUUCAAACCAGUCAUGCCGCAGCCUCCAGACCCUGCACAGCUACCUCCCAAACCAUUCAACCCUACACCACAACCAAUACAGCCAGGAUCAGAAUUUGAUUAUCAGCCACAGUAUCAAUAGGAAAAGGGAUACAAUGUAAUUAUGACAAAUUUUUGAGGAUGCUUUAACUGAUGUUACAAAGCCCAGUUAUCCAGUCUUUAAAGGAACAAUGUUGAAAAAGGCAGGGCUUACUUUUUCUUUGCCUCCCUCUGGAAAGCCUGCACUGAAAGGACUGACUGGUAAAGGAGCAAGCCUUAUGAUGGGAAUUUAAUACUGGGAGCUGUGUUUGUUUGGCAUUGUCAUUAAAAAAAGGAACAACACACAGAUGUGUGCCAGACAUAAAAUUGCUUCACGUUAUGGUAAUAUAAAACAAAAUGACAACAGAGGCAAGGUGUUAGUGAACUUGUACCUACACAUGGCAUCAUCAUGAACUUGUAACUAAGGAUUUUGAUAAUUGUACAAACUGGACAUGUUUGUUGCUUUGGUUUGCAACCCAUUUGAGUAGUUUUGCUUAAAAGUAGUAUUUUUUGUUUUGUUUCAAUAUCUGCAGUAAAUACAAUAAGCAAAUGAUGCUGUAGUAUCCAUGUUUUAAACUGAGUUUAUUUAGAAAGUAGUGGAAAUAAUUUGCAGAAUAUUAAAGUUAUUAUGUUUUCAAGUAUA
Messenger RNA from Stylophora pistillata, 1182 nucleotides. Its product is annotated as mitochondrial import inner membrane translocase subunit Tim17-B. Gene Ontology annotation, cellular component: TIM23 mitochondrial import inner membrane translocase complex. Gene Ontology annotation, molecular function: transmembrane protein transporter activity. Gene Ontology annotation, biological process: protein import into mitochondrial matrix. The record is from RefSeq and is a predicted model, not a curated record. NCBI's taxonomy places the organism in Eukaryota, Metazoa, Cnidaria, Anthozoa, Scleractinia, Pocilloporidae.